Neoarthrinium moseri is the source of this 1815-nucleotide messenger RNA. RefSeq lists its product as uncharacterized. The record is from RefSeq and is a predicted model, not a curated record. Bases 1 to 1815 code for a protein of 604 amino acids. Lineage: Eukaryota; Fungi; Ascomycota; Sordariomycetes; Amphisphaeriales; Apiosporaceae. The transcript has 5 exons.
AUGGAAGCAGAACAAGUGGAUUGCGUCGUGGUCGGUACCGGCUGGACAGGGCUCAUUUCUGCGAAGACAUAUCUCGACUUUGAGCCUCAGGCAAAUUUGAUCUUGAUCGACAAUGGAGAGUCUAUCGGUGGAUCGUGGAGAAUAGAGAGAAUUUAUCCCAGCUUAUACGCCCAGGUCAAAUACGGUCAAUUUGAGUACUCAUUCUUCCCUAUGCGCCGGGAAGGCAUCAGUGACGAUGGAUACAUCCCAGGAGACACCAUUAACAAAUACCUUGUCGAGUUUGCAGAGAAAUAUGAUCUCUCAAGGAGGUCCCGUCUGUCCACCACCAUUCGCCAAAUCACGCGCCUGCCAGGACGUGGCUGGCGAUUGGAUCUCGGAGAUGAAAAGGCUCCAGUGCAAUGUGCCAAACUGAUCUACUCGUCGGGGCCAACAUCUCAUGCUGUCAUUCCUUCUUGGCCUAUGUCGGAUUUUGACAUACCUAUAAUUCAUUCGACAGAGACAGGGACCCAUCUUGAUGCCCUCGACAAGAUCCAAAGAGCAACAGUGGUUGGUGGAGCGAAGUCAGCUUUCGAUACAGUUUUCCUUCUUCUCAAUGCUGGGAAGAAAGUCGACUGGAUUAUCCGAAAGGACGGAGCUGGCGCUGCGGCGCUGAUGCCGCCAUCGAUCUUCGGCCUAGUCAAUACCAUUGACGUGAUGUCCACUAGAAUAUUCGCCUCCUUUGGGGCUAGUAUUAUGGCUACGAAGGGCCUUUCUUACAAGUUCAUUCAUAGAACAACUCUAGGUCUGGCGUGUCAUAAAGUGUUCUGGAGAAUCACCAACUGGAUUGCCGACAGACAUGCUGGCUACAACAGGUCUUCCAAUGCGGCCAAAUUGAGACCGCUUCCACAUGGCGAAGGGAUCUUCUGGGCAAAUGGAGGCCUCGGCUGUGCCAGCGUUCCUAAUUUUUGGAAGGUGUUUCAUGCUGGAGAUGUGACCGUUCACAGAACCGAGCCGGAGUCAUUUGUAGACAACACCGUCAAACUUCGAAACGGGACCCAGCUAAAGACAGACUACGUGAUACUAUGUACUGGAUUCGACAAGAACUAUGACCCAUUUGACGACGACUUGGAGGUGCAGUGCGGGUUGAAGCUCGACUCAACCGAGAAGGGUAAGUGGGCUCGCCUCGAGACUAGGGCGGCCAAGACUGUUGAUGUGUUGCUGCCCGUACUCCGAGAAUCUGGCGUCCCACUCCGUGAUCUGGAAACCAUGAAAACAGAAACUAUCAAUGGAGAGAAGAAACAACUUUCGUUCGGACCGUCCCGACAUUAUCGACGUAUGGUCGCACCUAAGCUUGCAGCAGAAGGUGACAGAUCCAUUUUCUUCCCAGGAUUGAUGCACAACGUCUACACCCCUCUGGUCGGUGAGGUGCAGGCAUUGUGGGGGGUUGCAUUUAUGCUCGGCCUGCAUGAUGUGCCAUCCCUGCCCGAGAUGGAGGAGGAGGCAGCAGUGUGGAACGCCUGGACCGCCAAGCGAUAUCUCACUCAGGGCCGUAAACACUCAUACGGCAUAUAUGAUUUUAUCUCGUACAUCGACCUCCUGCUGAGCGAUCUGGGUAUCCAGACAAGACGGAAGACUAAUCCAUUUGCGGACAAGUUUCUGCCGUAUUAUCCGAAGCAUUAUCGAGGGAUCAUUGAUGAGUUUCGCCAAGUGCAAUCAUGGAAGCGAGAGGGCAAGUCCGAAGCAGUCGAUUCAGGGGUCGGUGCGGUGAAAAUUGUGCUUGUUGGCCUUCUCGUUGCAUUCUUUGCCACGAUACUAUUUGGCCUCUAUGGUCGCUAA